AUGACAAUCGAAACUUCAGUGACUAGCCGUAAGCCAUGCGGUUUCGAUGUAGCACAAUCAUCGUGGAAACGGUGGCCAGCAUUAUUGUUGUGGUCGUGGAUUUAUCCGAUAUUAAAACUUGGUACUAAACGUCAGUUAACAGAUGAUGAUCUAUCUGAACUCUCACCAAAUGAUAAAUGUCGUCAACUACUGAAUGCUUUCGAAUCUGAACGUCUGAAACGUAUAAACACAAGUACUUUAAAACUAAUAUUUUCGACGUUUUGGCGCGAGAUGCUAGUUUCGGGCCUGUUAAUAUUGCCGUAUUCUGUAGCCAAAAUCGCACAGCCACUNAAUACUGUGCAGUGGACAGACAAGCGUGUGAAAACUGUCAAUGAAAUAGUGAACGGCUGCCAGCUCGUCAAAAUGUAUGGCUGGGAAAAACCAUUAGAAGACGUUGUGCGUAAUACUCGGGAAAAUGAGUUUAAGAGUAUUCGGCGAGCAGGGCGUAUUCGAGCGUGUAACAUGGCUAUUUCUUUUGCUGCACUGCCCAUAAUUUCUUUGGCUACGUUCGGUAGUAUUUGGUUAAUGGGUCGUGAACUAACCGGCUCGCAAAUAUUCACAGUACUGUCAUUUUUCUCAACACUCCGAGCUCCGUUGACAACUUUUCUUCCCUUAGGUCUUGAGAGAUUGAGUGAAGUUAUAAUUUCAACUAGACGAAUCGACGAUUUUAUGAAUCUGUCGAAAGACGAGGAUGGUGGGAAAGACACAGACAAUACACAUGGCCAGGACGAAUUGGCAGGUACUGUACUAAUGAACAAGGCAUCCUUCUGUUGGGAUGCUCAAAAUCAGUCAUGUUUACUGAAAGACAUUGAUUUACAUGUAAAACAGGGAUCUCUCGUUGGUGUUAUGGGAUCAAUUGGCUCCUGUAAAUCCUCAUUAUUGAUGGCUAUCCUCGGUGAAAUGAAACUUUCCUCAGGAACGAGUCGUUGUAAUGGAACUUUUGCUUAUGCCUCUCAGACGCCGUGGAUUUUUGCUGAUACUAUAAGAGAGAAUAUUUUGUUCGGCAAGCCGCUAAAUCCUGAACGAUAUGCGAAAGUGUUGCAGAUCUGUUGUUUAAUACCUGAUAUCGAUUCAAUGGCAGCUGGUGAUCUAACGGUCAUUGGUGAGAAAGGCGUGAAUCUUAGUGGUGGUCAGAAGGCGAGAGUUUCCUUAGCGCGAGCCGUAUAUGAAGAAGCCGACAUUUAUUUGUUUGAUGAUCCACUCGCAGCAGUUGAUUCGACAGUUGCUCAGUCUAUAUUUGAAGAUUGUAUUGGUCCUGAUGGAUUUUUGAAGAUAAAGUCACGAAUAUUAAUUACACAUCAAAUAGAAUAUUUGCCAAAAGCCGAUCACUGUGUACUUCUAGAUAGCGGUAGAGUUAAAGGUCAAGGUCAUUUCAACGACUUGUUGACAUCAGCUGAAGAAGUAAAACUAUUGUAUGAUCUGAGGAGGGCUCAAUUUGAUAGAGCAGCACAGAAAAGAAAACAUGUAGACAUUGUAAAAGAGGAAGUUGCAACAGAAUCAGUUAUGAAACCGGAUGAACAUAGUAUUGUAAAAGAGGAAGUGUCAGCCGGAGGUAACAUCAGUGCUGGUGUGUGGAUGAAAUUAUUUACAGCGAAUCACGGAUGGAUUGGAUUUGUGCCAAUUGUAAUUCUGAUGUUCGUGGGUGAAGCACUGUAUGAUGCAACUAAUCGAUGGCUUAGCAU
Molecule: messenger RNA, 1721 nt
Organism: Didymodactylos carnosus
Lineage: Eukaryota; Metazoa; Rotifera; Eurotatoria; Philodinida; Philodinidae
Source: the annotation of a GenBank genome assembly